UUUUCAAGAGACCAUACUGUGAUGAUUUUUUGAAGUUUUGUUUUCAGAACUUUGAUGUUGGCAUAUGGUCGUCAAGGUCAAAGAAACUUAUUGACCUACUUGUUGAAUUUUUAUUAGGCGAUCUACAAGAACACUUGUUGUUUUGUUGGGUAAGCGGCUCUCUCAAAACUUCCAUAUGUCAUGGUACAAAAACAGUUUUUACACUGAAACUGGCUCUUGAAAACUAUAAUAAACCAUUGGUUUUGAAGGACAUCAGGAAAAUCUGGGAAAGUGAUGGUCCAAAUUUACGUUGGAAAAAGGGACAAUAUAAUGAAACAAACACAUUAUUGUUGGAUGAUUCUCCGUAUAAGGCAUUACUCAAUCCAUUGCACACGGCAAUAUUCCCCAAGUCAUACAGUUACAAGGAUAAUAAAAGUGACAAUUCCUUAG
Striga hermonthica is the source of this 429-nucleotide messenger RNA. Lineage: Eukaryota; Viridiplantae; Streptophyta; Magnoliopsida; Lamiales; Orobanchaceae. The record is from the annotation of a GenBank genome assembly.